CAAAUGAUCAGAAUAUAUUUGAAGAUUCUAUAAAUAGCGAAAAUGUCAACAUUGACCUCUUUGAAGAAGAAUUUAAUGAAGAAUUUUCACAAAUUAACAUUGAGGCAACGAACCUUGAAAUAGAAAAUGAACUAGCAAUAGAACAAUUUUUUAAUAUUGGAAUGCUUGAAUGA
Molecule: messenger RNA, 173 nt
Organism: Racocetra fulgida
Lineage: Eukaryota; Fungi; Glomeromycota; Glomeromycetes; Diversisporales; Gigasporaceae
Source: the annotation of a GenBank genome assembly